Molecule: messenger RNA, 1634 nt
Organism: Ceratitis capitata (Mediterranean fruit fly)
Lineage: Eukaryota; Metazoa; Arthropoda; Insecta; Diptera; Tephritidae
Product: protein shisa-5
Exons: 5
Coding region: 329-769 (146 amino acids)
Source: RefSeq, a predicted model, not a curated record
AUUCGAAUUUUUUUACAAUCAAGUGAAUUGUGAAAAACAAAGUUGGGUUGAAAAUCAUUUGCGGGAUUAUCUAAAAUCUUAUCACACAGCUCAUAUAACACAAAAAAUUGUAUAUUAUUAUUUUAAGGCAUUUUUUACAGUAGAAUACAGCAUUAAUUGAUUGAACUGAAGUACAAUACAUCCAUCCGAUUGCAACAAGUGGAUGGUAGCUUCCAAAAAGGCACAACUUUUUUUCAAUUAACAAUAAAGUGAAGUUAAUAAGAAGUGCUUCCGUACAGACCUCAUCGCGGACGUUUUGGAUUUAUUUGAAUAUUUUGACGUUGAAGAAAUGGAUUUUUGGGGUAUAUUGACAUUUAUAGCACUGACGGUGCUUAUUAUGAGCUGUUGUGGCUAUUGUUGCUCUUCAAAACAACGUGGAACCGUGUUAUCAACACCCGUUGUGGUGACCUCAACCACACACACAGCACCUGGCGGCUAUCCAGUUACACAAGUGCCGCCUCCCGCCGUUUAUCAACAGCAGCCAAUGUAUCCUCCUUAUCCAACGUCAGCAGGUGGUCCCGUUCAAAUGCCCAUGCCUAUGCCUAUGCCAGGCAUGCAUCCACCUGCACCUGGCAUGCAACCCUAUCCACCAGCAGUGCCUGCCGCAAACUAUAAUCCACCCAGUUAUGAUGCUGCUGUAGCCGGUGUUGGUGUGGCUCAACCGAAUACGACAAGCAACACAUACGAAAAGCAAGCACCCUAUAAUCCCAACUAUAAUAAUGCAUACUAAGGAACUGUGAAGCGUAGUUAGUUAUUUAUAUACAUACAUACAUAAAUGCGAAGAUAACUGCAAACGUAAUGCAGUAAUGCGAAAUAUACAUUAUAUAAAUAUAUACUUAUAUAUAUAUAUAUACAUACUUAUUUAUUAAGUUAGCCAUAUAAUGAGCGGCGCAUAUGUUGGUGCUGAUAAUGCGCGACAAAAAAACUUUGUUUUCUACCAAAUGAUAACAAUUCUUCGUGCAAUUGGUAGUAACUAUAAGUAGACGAUGCAAGCGCCGAGCACUGGUUAGCAAGAGAAAACUUGCGGUCACAAUUCGGAAAGGUUGAGCAGUGAAAGGCUGAGCAGUGAAAAUGAAUGAAUUAAAAAUUUUAGUUUGAAAGGAGAGAAAAAAGUGAAAUAAAAUCGGAUUAUAAUCUUUUUAUAUAAAUUAAAUGUCAAAAAACGUUAUGCAAAGUAUUCGUACGAAUUUGCAAAUAUAAGUAUAUUUUUUUUUUGAAUUUCAAAACAAUUUUGAUAAUUUCUUAACCAAAGAUUGUCGGUACAUACAUACAUUUAUACAAAGGUACAUAUGUAUGUAAUGUAUAUAAUGAAAUAUAUUAUAUUUAAUUGUAAAGUGACAAACGAGUUAUUGAAACCUUCUCCUUUAGUAUGAAAAACUGUUGUUUGCUAUUAGCACAAAUAUCCAGAGCGCAAUAUAAAUUUUGUAUUUUUACAGUUAUGAAACUAUAUGCAUUAAAAAAUAAGAGUCAUAUGCCAUUAACUCUCAUUGUUGUGAUAUAUAAAGCUAAAACUUAAAGUUACAAUUUCAAGAGUACCAUUUUCUCAUAUUACAUAUUAAAUUCCAUCCUUAUAAAUAUACGAAGAUUUAACGAAA